GAUACCACCUCAACACGGAACUGACAAGACACUCACCAAGUGUCCGUCUUCGGAGAACAGAAAAACAAUCAGUCUUUCUAUAGGAGUAAGAACUGUACUCCCUGAGAAGAUGAGAGGAGACAAUUGCAGCUGGUUAGGAGCAGAGAUCCCACUGUCAUGGGAGUUGUUCAGUGUGGUUAAGGAUGAGCUCUGGUUGUUUAUCAUUCCUGCCGGUUUUGCUGUGAUCAUUCUGGCCCUGUUCCUAGAAGAGGUGGGCUUCUUCCUGCGUCAUGUGCCCUCCUCCAGACGCCGGUGCCUCUACCUGUGGAUACUGGGCAUGUACCCGGUCUUUGGCUUAACCUCCAUCAUUGCGCUGUAUGUUCCUCGCUCCUCCUCACUUUGUAAUUUCAUAGCUUCUUUGUACCACUCAAUCACUCUGCUAAAGUUUAUGGGGCUCAUCACAGACUUCUUUGGGGGAAAGGCCCGCAUGCUGGAGAUCUUAGCUGGAGAGCAGGUGUCUCCAGAUCCAUUCCCAUGUUGCUGCUGCUGUUGCCUCCCUAUGAUAGCGAUCAACAGGACCAGCCUGGGAUGGAUGAUGGCUGCUGUGCUUCAACUGUCUGUGGUCAGAACCAUCCUGUUCUUUGUCACUCUGGUCCUCUGGACAGAUGAGCAGUAUGACUAUGGACAUGUGGAUUCUGUCAAUCCCAAUGUGUACGUGAAUGCCAUCAUAAGCGUGUCUACCUUCCUGUCUUUCUAUGGCCACUUGCUGUUUUACAAGGCCACCAAAAAGGCUCUGCCUGGCUAUGGGCUGAGGGCCAAGUUUGUCUGUAUCAUUGUAGUGUUGGUGCUGUGUGGCCUUCAGAAUGGAAUCCUGGAGACCAUGGGGGCCCUGGAGGUGGUGCCCUGCUCCCCUCCCUUCUCUGUUCUCAUGCGUUCCCAGUUAAUUUACCACUACUCUGUGAUUGUGGAGAUGUUCUGCAUAUGCCUCUUUGCCCGCCACACGUUCCGUAAGGUGGAGCCCAGUCCGGAGGAGGCCUUUGGGUUGGAGGAGAGGCCCCACAGAGGCAUACUGGAGAAGGCAGUUCAGACUGAGGACGUGGUGCCACUCAGGGAGAACCCCUGGCCUGGCUGGUGUGGCGCUGGUGUCUCCAAUCCCGACUAUAACAGUGACAGCAGUGAGGACAGCCUCUGUAAGAUCGAACACGCCUCCCUGGAUCGCUUCCCUUUCCCUCUUCAACUCAGACGUCAAAAGAUGAUGCUAGAGAAGGUAACUGAUGAAAGUGCCACUUUGGAGCUGUCCAAGCUGACUGUUACUGCUGACAUCAACUUUGCGGAGUCUAGGGAUGUUACUGUUGUUUGACAAUAUGGAAUGGACUGUCCUGGAAUCUCCUAACAGGAGAGCAACAUGGGUCCCCUCCAGGAAAUGGAAGAGAGAUACCACACCGCUUGAGGGAGUACCUUGCCCAGUUUUUAUUUUUAUGUAUAUUGACUGAGAUCAUGCAUUUAUUCAUUCCUCAGCUGAAUGAAGAUGGUAGCUAAUGGUGUGGUAGGAUAUUUUUUUUCUACCCAUAAUGCUUGCCUACAUUUUAUAUCGAGCAUGCUCAGUACAUUUUGUUUUGCAAUGUUAUCUCAAAAAGCCAAUAAAUUUUUUUAAAGCCUAUUGCACAAUA
Molecule: messenger RNA, 1649 nt
Organism: Salvelinus sp. IW2-2015
Lineage: Eukaryota; Metazoa; Chordata; Actinopteri; Salmoniformes; Salmonidae
Product: organic solute transporter subunit alpha-like
Biological process (GO): transport
Cellular component (GO): membrane
Molecular function (GO): transporter activity
Source: RefSeq, a predicted model, not a curated record